AUGUCGACCAACAUGCUGCACUCCAUGUCGCCCACCACGCCGGGAUUACAAAGCCUUCCGCACCCCUUCGCCAGCCCCAACAGCAACCACGCCCGCGGCUUCAAGCGCUCCGCCUCGAGCGAUGACGACGACAAUGCCGACGGAGAUGCGCGCCCCUCGUCGUCGCGGCGCAAUACCGCCGUCAAGCGCGCGUGCAACGAGUGCCGCCAGCAAAAGCUCAAAUGCAACGUCCAGCAGGAUCCCUUUGUCAGCUGCGCCCGCUGCCAGAAGCAGAAUCUACGAUGCGUCAUCGAGCCCAACUUCAAGCGCAUUGGCAAGCGCAACCGCAAUGCCGAGAUGGAGAAGGAGAUGGAGUACCUGCGCGAGAGGCUCGCCAUGUAUGAGGGCCAGGCAGCGGCGAACCAGCCCGUCGUCAAGGCUCCCCAGCACGUGUCAGACACCCACGGCUUCACCACCGGCACAGUCCCCAAGGUCGAGGACGACGCAUUUCUACAGACCCAACACACCCAGGUAGCGGCCACAUCUUUACUCGACUUGCGCAGUGGAUCUCCCAUGUUCUAUUCACUUGGCGCGGGCGAAGUGCGCCUCGGGCACAGCGAGGUCAAUGACUUGUUUACCGAGUACUUCCAGCUAUAUCACCCAUUCUUGCCAUUCCUAGACCAGGUGCGGUCGCCUGAGGAGUACUAUUCCCAAGACCAUAAGCUCUUGUUCUGGGCCAUUGUUGCUGUGGCUGCGCGGCGAUAUGGACCCCGCCCGUCUCUCUUGAAGGAACUUGCCAAACCGCUCAGCGAUCUGAUCUGGGAUUCGAUAAGGAAUCAGCCCAACCACCAUGUAGUCAAGGCGCUGUGUCUUCUCUGUACUUGGCCUUUACCGGCAGAGCGAACCGUGACGGAUCCAACCUUUAUUCUGUGCGGUGCCAUGAUGCAGGUUGCUAUGCAAAUAGGCCUUCAUCAGCCGACCCACCCAGAGGACUUUACUAGAACAAAGGUGCGCCUGCGACAAGAGGACAUACACGACCGUCUGAGGACAUGGGCGGUCUGCAACAUUGUAGCCCAAACGGUAUCGACAGGCAAUGGCCAGCCUUCCAUCACACUCUAUGACUCCACCCUUGACUUCAAGGUGGAUGACGAAGAGCACAUGCGCAUCAUACCACCGACAUUGUUCGUCCGUCUUCGGCAAGAAAUGGCAGCAAGCAGAAUCAACAAGCUCCUCUAUUCAGUGAACAGUCGUCGAUUUGCAGACGGUGCUGCGCUCAGCUACAUGAGUCUUGAAGCCGACCGUUUGAAAGAGGAACGUGUCAGAGAGCAAAAUGGCUCCCUCGAUGGUGUGGACAGUGACCUAGAAGAGCUCUAUCAUUAUGCCGUCACACUACACCUCCAUUUAUACUCUUUCUUCAAUUCUGAAGCCCGAUUGGAACGACGCGACGAUCUUGUCGCAUUAUACUUUGCCGCAACCGCAUACCUGGAGCGUGUCUUCAAGUUGCAGCGCGACAGCAAACUACUCUACGUUCCAUAUUACGUGAUGCAGAUGGCUCUUGCGGCUGGCUUUGCGCUGCUCAAACUUCUCAACUCGGACUUUGCCAGUAAAUUGCCCGCGGAUAAAGGCCGACAGUUUGUACUGCAGACUGUCGAUUCCUUGAGAAAGGCCAAGGUGUGGUCUAACGACCUGCUGGAUCGGUUUGCCGAAGUGUUGGCGCAGCUCUGGAAGGAGAGUUCCCGAGGACGUAGCCUACACAGCAUGUCGCAGUCACCUUCCCUCAGCAACGCGGGCAUGAACAGCAUGUUCAACCACCACAAUCAGCAACAACACCAACAGCUGCUGCAAGAGCAUAGACGAGGCAGUGCCGGUAUGCUGGAUGACCCCCUUGGCCUAAUAAUUCGAAGCCGGAUGAGCAUGAGCGUAGUAUUUGAUUGUGCGUGGCGCUGGCGAGAAGCGCAGGUUAGUGGCUCCGCAGAGCAGCUCGAGAACACCGUCAUGACGAACCCUACGAAUCCCGACUCUUCGAAUAACUCGACGCCCCCUCCUGGCGAUCCAAACGAAAACCCUGCGCAUACCCUUCCGACGUUCAAUCCUCACAUCAACACGCUGAGCAUGCCGCUUCAACUAACUAAUGGAAUGGCCAAUGCUAACAGCUUUGAAAUGUUCGACUCGGUCUCUUGGCUUCUGGACACCCAGCCAGACUGGACGUAUGGAAGCGGCACUUUUGGUAACGACUUUGGUGUAUAGAGUAACGGAGGUUCUUGAGCCUUUGUGGUUUUCCAACAAGCAGACUCACGACUGGUUCAUUCGUCACUAAGAUUUUGGGUCCCGUGUGCCUGGCCAUUUGGAUCAUAUCUUUUCGUUUGACGAGAACCGUGCUGGUGCGGCGACUGGACAGUUGCCAUUGCUUGGAACUGAACCAAAUCUGGAUGUGUGGUAUUUGCAGGGGUUGCAUUUGUUUUAGCGUGGCGUUUUGGGCUGACCUCAGUGUCAAAGAGACUCUUUUUUUUAUGCUAUCACAUUAAUUUCUUCGUCCUCUGAUAGGGUCGAAGCUAUGGUCUCUAUAGCAAUGGGAAGAAAGGCGUGCUACUUAUGGCUGUAUGGAGAGUGCGAGAGAG
Molecule: messenger RNA, 2597 nt
Organism: Exserohilum turcica Et28A
Lineage: Eukaryota; Fungi; Ascomycota; Dothideomycetes; Pleosporales; Pleosporaceae
Exons: 4
Coding region: 1-2226 (741 amino acids)
Biological process (GO): regulation of DNA-templated transcription; DNA-templated transcription
Cellular component (GO): nucleus
Molecular function (GO): zinc ion binding; DNA-binding transcription factor activity, RNA polymerase II-specific; transcription cis-regulatory region binding
Source: RefSeq, a predicted model, not a curated record